CCCACUGAGUCCUGUCUAGUGCUAAACUUAGCCCUGACAGAACAGCCUCUCUUCACAACAUACUCUGCGGACCACACUGUGUUACAAUGGAAGGUGUCCAGUUACCACAGAUGCUGCUGUAUCUCACUAGUGACGCUGGAACAACAAGAUUUGACUCAACAGGUAACACUGGCGAUGGAGAUGAAUCAAGAGAACCAGAGUGAGGAGCUGGAUUUGUCCUCAACACAGCAAGAAACUCAGGAAACAAGUCCAAAUGGGCUUCCAGUGACAUCAGAGGCUAAAAUCGUACCUCCACAGCCCUCAGCCUCCAGUUCAGCUCCAUCCUUCUCCUCUCUGCUACCAAAAGCACUGUCUGCUGUUCUUCAUCCAAUGCUGCCCCCAGGCCUCAGUUCUGACCAGCACACCCCUCCAAACCUGGAACAACUGCAGAACGAACUGAGGGACCUGAGGGACCAGUUUUCACAGAUGAAGAGUCAGCACAACAAAGAAAUUAAGCUUCUGAUGAAUGAGCUGGAUGAGGAGAAAAGAAUUCGAUUGACUUUACAGAUGGAGAUCCAACGCAUAAAGAAACACAUGUCUAAAUGACGUGACUGAAGACACUCGGAUUUCAUUCAGAACAAGACUUACAUACUUACAUUAUGAAGAUGUUGAAGAAAAAUGAAGACUUUUAAGACACUUCUGGUGCAAUUGUUUCUGAUGAAAAUACAGCCUGGUGGAAAUGGGUUCUAUGUGGAUUGCUGGCUAAGAGGACCGCACAUUUUUACUUAUUUAACAAGUCCAAGUCAGCAGCAAAUAAGUUUUGGUUCAGUGAGUAAGAGGUGACCUUUUUAGUCUGUUUUAUUUUACCUCUGUAGAUGGAUCAUUAGUGACCGUAUGCACAACAUCUAUAGGGUCCCUGGUGGAAAAGAGCCUCCUAAAGUGGCUGGUCAUGUUCCUUGCUUUUCCACAGAGAGCAUUAUGCAAAAAAAAUAAAAUAAAAAAUAAAAAUUUCCAAACAUUUGAACCCUUCUGAGAAUUAGACAUUAUCAAAAAGAGAGACUGUGUUUGUAUUAAUGUGAUGUAAAAUCAUCAGUUUCCAACAUGACUGAUGGUGAAUACAUGUGUUUUGUAUAUAUUUACAGUUUUACUGUAGUUUACCUAUUUAUGGUACAAAAAUAUAUAUUGAUACUGAUGUCUAGGGCCUUCAUCAAUACAGUAAAGAAACUCAAACUGCACAUUGACUUAAGGUUUUAUUAUUUUAUAAUCAAAUAUAUUGCCAUAUAAAUAUAAAUACAAAAGUUUCUGUGUCAUAUUUGUUUGAAAAAUCUUGUAGUUUGUGAAGAGUUUUGUUGCUGCAACACUGUAUAUACACUGUACAUCAUGUGGUAUAUUACAUUUUAAGAUCUCAAAUGAUCACAUUAUGUCAGAUACUGUGCUGUGGGUUUUAUAUUAUCUGAUCUGUUGGAGGGUGAGUCAGCAGAAUUUACUCUGGUGCAGUCGAUAAAAUCCUUGACGUAGUGUCAGAAGUUAUACUCCUCACAGGGAAUGGGCCUGAAGGUGACCUCUUCAUUCUCUGGAAGAAGGAUGUCAUAUCGACAGAGAGGCCUGUGCAGCACAAAUACACAUGAAAUAUCAUCAGUAAUUGCUAUAUUAAUGUAGAACAAUGGUUCACAAACUCUUUCAGGUAAAAAAUAAAUAAAUUUCAUGUCUCCUUGGGACCCAAAUUUAGAAAAAAACAUAUACCUUGAAUUGCCCCAGUAUCUAUGUUUUUACUGGUUUCUCAGUAAAAACAUUGUAUGAAUCUCCAUUUUUUUUUAAAAACUCAAAGAACAGAUAAGAAAAGCUGUAGCACUCUUCACUGUUUUUUAAUGAUGCAAACAGACAAACAUUUCAACUCCACUGUGUUUUCUUCUCUCCCUUUUUCUUCUAGUCAUUGAUGUUAGCUGAAAAGCAUUUGAUUUUGCUGAUCUUUGCCAAAAGAUGCAUUGAGAACAUUAGUCUGUCUCUUUUUCUUGUCUUUUAUUUUUUGUUGUAUCUUUUCUGUAAAUUUACCACUAUUUCUUUUACAUAGUUUCCAUCAUGUUACAACUUUACAUUUUUUACAUCUUGUUACACCUGUUUCAUGCAUGUCUUUCAUCACUUUACUCUUGUAUUGUGGUCUUUGUUUUUGUUUUUGGGUGUUUUUUACACCCCGUACCUCUCAUCUCCAUUUCACAAAGGAUAUAAUCAGCACACUCUUUUAUUUUAGUUACAGAAAAUGAAUUCACAUAUCCUAUUAUUGUUAAGUAUUUUACUCUGACAUUUGACAAACCAAUAAAAAUGGCUAAACAAUGCA
Sphaeramia orbicularis (orbiculate cardinalfish) is the source of this 2314-nucleotide messenger RNA. Its product is annotated as SH3 domain-containing kinase-binding protein 1. Lineage: Eukaryota; Metazoa; Chordata; Actinopteri; Kurtiformes; Apogonidae. The record is from RefSeq and is a predicted model, not a curated record. The coding region runs from base 175 to 585 and encodes 136 amino acids. The transcript has 5 exons.